UGGCCUUGGUCGUGGAUGAGUACCCGCUUGCGUCUUCUUGACAUCGAAGCUUCGAUUUGCCCAUACGCUUCGUGCAGGCGAGGCACCAAAUUGCGACGUAUUUCUCACGCGGGUGAGCAGCUGGAGUGGAGCCCUGGAGAAGUUACGGGACACGAUUCGGUUACGGAAGGCCUGCGAACGGUGAGGUUGAGGGGGCAUUGUAUGUAAUACAAGUAUGACGAAAGAGAAAGGGCAGCCACAGGCCUACGGGGAUGAGUCCUACUGGGACAAUAGGUACAGCCAAGAUGUUGGAUCAUUCGAUUGGUACCAGCGAUAUGGUGGUUUGGCGCCCCUUAUCAACAUGUACAUGCCUAAGACAAACAAUUUGUUGAUGGUUGGCUGCGGAAAUGCAGUCAUAUCAGAGGACAUGGUAAACGACGGCUAUCAAACUAUUAUGAAUAUCGACAUUUCUCAGGUUGUGAUUGACGCUAUGAUAGAGAAAUACAAGGACAUGCCACAACUUCAAUAUCAGAGAAUGGAUGUUCGAUCACUCGGUUUUAAAGAUGGAGAAUUCGAUUCUAUCCUGGAUAAAGGCAUGUUCGACUCAUUGAUGUGCGGAUCCAGUGCACCAACAAGUGCUGCAUCCAUGAUUAAGGAAGUUCGCAGAGUCUUGAAACCUGGAGGUGUUUACAUGCUUAUCACGUAUGGUGAUCCUAGAGUGCGAAUACCCCAUUUGAAGUCGGAAGAAGCUCCUUGGGAGAUCAAACUGCACGUAUUACGUAUGCUUACAAGACCUGGAUCCAAGAGAGCGCACGAGGGCACCUCUCGGCCCAUCACCGAACCUGUAUCUCUUGGAGAAGAUCUGACAUUAGGACCUACAUUCAAGCUUGAAGACCCUGAUUUGCAUUAUGUUUACGUUUGUAUUAAGGAAAAUGUUAAUCCAAUAGCUCCACCCCCAGAAAAAAAAUCAUCAGAAAAGAAGUCCUCAAAUAAGAAGGCACCACAAAAGAAAUAACUCUCAUAAUGGCAAGCAGAAGCUUUAGAGAGGUGGAAACGCUGUUAAGAGGCCGUCAGGUGAUGCCAAAGUUGACAUCAAAUUAUGCGCCAAGAGUCAACUGAUUUCAAAUUAUGAAGUUUAGUCCACGGAGUUACACUUCACGGAUAAUGUCCAGUGUCACAUGGCGUUUCGAAGUUGUGGAAGCUGGCUGCGAGGUUGUUCUGUUUGAGUAAUUCUUCAGCAAGUCUGUCCAAGCGCUUGUGGAAGUGCCAGAUGACCUCACUUGUGAAGUCAGAUUGUUUGAGCAUUUAAGCUGCUCUUUCUGACUUGAUAAUUGUAAAAUGGGUUAGGAGGUAGAUAAGCGUGGCAGUGGUGGAGUGGUGAUCGUGUGUCUUUGCAUAUGUUAACAUUGCCGAAAAUCAAUUUAUCUUAAAUAGUGGACCUCUACUUUCUCACAA
Physcomitrium patens is the source of this 1434-nucleotide messenger RNA. RefSeq lists its product as uncharacterized. Gene Ontology annotation, molecular function: S-adenosylmethionine-dependent methyltransferase activity. Lineage: Eukaryota; Viridiplantae; Streptophyta; Bryopsida; Funariales; Funariaceae. The record is from RefSeq and is a predicted model, not a curated record.